UUGGCUAUAUUCCGUGUGCUGUAUAAUGUAUCCUUAUUUAUUUUAUACAUAGUAGUUUGUACCUCUUAAUCCCCUAACCAGACGUGCCAUCUUGUAAGUCUUUUUAUUCUCUGUACCUGCAGUUAGUAGGUGUCCGCUGAAGCAAUGAAGGGAUGCGUGUAUCCAUUCACUUAACAAUCAUAGUCUACCGUGUGCCAAGUUUUAUUGUACAUGCUUGGGACAAAGCUCACUACUCUCGUGGAGCUUACUUUCUAGUGAAGAGAUAUACACAAUAAACAAAUAAUAGUAUGACAGAGAUUACAGAGAAAAUAAAGCAAAGAAAAUGGGUAUAGGGGAUACUGUAAGUGGAGGAAGUUAAUCAAGAAAAGACUCACUGAUAAAGGGCAUUUAAGCAAAAAGCUAAGGAGACCAGGGAGCAGAAGUCUGGAGCAAGAGCACUCCACGCAGAGGGAAGAGCAAGUGCAAAAGCCCUUAUACAAGAGCAUGCUCGUAAUAUUUGAGAAAGAGUAAAGAGGCCAUUGUGGCUGAACAGAGUGAGCGAGGGCAAUGUAGGAAGAGAGAAGGUCAUAGAGGUAGGGGACGGGACCACCACAUUGAGCCACAUAAGCUAUGCACUGUACAAGUCCAGGAUUGUGCAAUGAGAAGUUCCUUUUGGGGGAAGGGGGUGGUGCAGGUGUGGGGAGUAGCUGAUCGUAUAAACCCUGAAGGCUAUUAUAAAGAUUGGGUUUUUUUCCUGAGUAACACAGGAAAAUGAGGAUUUGAACAGAGAUAGGACAUGAUCUGACUUAAGUUUUUAAAGGACUGUCCUGGUUCCUGUGUAGAAGAGACUUGGCAGGGGUGGAUACAGCAAGAGCAGAAGCAGGGAGACCAGUUAGGAGGUCUUUGCAGUAAUCCAGAGCAGGAAGUAGAGGUGGAGGUGGUGAGAGUGGUUGAGUUACAUAUAUAUUUUGAAGAUGGAAUCAACAGUAUUUCCUGAUAGAUAUCCCAGGGCCGAGAACAUAAUAGGCACUAAAAAUGUACUUAUGAAAUGGAUGAAUUGGAUUAGAUGUAGAACACAAAAGAAGAGGAUUGAAGCAUAUUCCACGCGUUUUGGCUUCAACAGAGGAUGGAGCAUAGGCCUGGAAAGAUGGAAUUAUCAUUUCUUGAGACAGAGUUACUGGCCACAUGGCAGUUUCUGAUAUUAAAGCAAAACUUAAACUGAAUCCUUCAACAAAAGUACCCAGCUUCCAUGGCAAGAGGGAUAAAGAUUUACCAGGACCUCUGCCAAGCCAAUUACAGCACAAAGAAAGGAAGUUGAGCCCUUCACAAAUGCGAGCCUUCCAAGAUGCCUACAACUUCUUUAACAAGGAUAAAACUGGCUGUAUUGAUUUACAUGGAAUGAUGUGCACUUUAGCUAAGUUGGGAAUGAAUCUAACCAAGCAUGAUGUCUAUAAUGAACUAAGAUGUGCUGAUAUUGAUCGAGAUGGGAAGGUGAAUUUCUCAGACUUUAUAAAGGUGCUAACAGAUAACAACCGCUUCCUUAAGGCUGUGGUUCCAGAAACGGAGAACUGUUUAGAUUUAGCUGGCAACCCAGGGAUCCUAUUGUUUGAAAUCCUAUCAAAGCUUGUAGAGACUUCAGCCUUACCCAGAAAGGCUAUAAUGGAAAUAGUAAGCUAUUUCCGAAGAAAAUUCCAGGAAACCACCUCGGAAAUGGUGUGGAGCCCUUAUGCUACGGGUUAUGGAAAAAGGAGAUUUAAGCCAGACAUAUGCACACCUCCAAGCUCAAGCACAGCCGCCUUUGCUAAUGCUGCCCGGAUUGCAAUAAUGAAAGAAAAGGAUGUAUUUAAAUUUCUUGAAGAGCUCAAGAGAUGCAGUCCUCCUUCAGAUAGCCCAUACUCAAAAAUACCCAUCUUUCCACUGGUUCCUAAUGUGGAUGGGGUGGUGAUGGGAAAGCCAUUCAAAGACAUACAGAAAUUUAAAAUGCUAAGGAGAAAGGAGCCUCUGAAUUUCUUUGAGAACUAUUUUUUCCAUAAAAAAGACUGGAAAACACAGGCAGCAAAUACAAAGCCUAUCGACCCUACCUCAGGCUUCCCAACUGACAUCCUCGCCAUUGACCAAAUACUCAAGAGAAAGCAGAAUUGGACAGUGGCUGAUGCAGCUGCUAUUAAACAGCACGUAAAGAGAGCUACAGAUACCUAUAACUUGGGAAUUGCCCUUGAGCACCGGAAACAAAUGCUAAACCUCUGGCGGAAGAUUCGAGGGGAUUUGAUUGGGAUAGACAGUAAAAAUGAGUCCUUUUAUGACACCUUUUCUACUUAUACAUGGUCCUGGAAUGUCUGCCAAGAAUUACUUUCCCCAAAGGACUUAAGGUUAUAUGAUGCCUAUGUGAAUAGAAAUUCCUUCCACAACUCUGCAUUCUCUUCCUCUUCGGAUAUUAGUGAGUGUGACACAGGAAGAAAAAGAAAACGGAAAGGGUUCAAAGGGUUUCGACAAUGAAAUUUCUACAUUUUCUAAACAGCUCAUUGCAAACUACUUUUUCAUAGAUAUCAAAAUUAUUCUUGCUUUUGUCUAAUACAUUCUUAGCAGCUGGAAAUGUUGACAUCUUUUGAACUCUGACCAGUAAAAAAGUUUAAGUCAUAGUAUGGUUUCCCUUUCCUAAUUCUUGCUAGUAGAUAGAUGCCUUGCGGUUAUUUCCCUAGCAACCAGCUGCACUGCGCUGCCCCUACCUGGUUCAAAACUGCCUGGGCCUCAGCAGGAAGGAGAAAAGCACAGCUGGCACUUACCUCAGCACAGGCCUGCCCUUCUGACCUCCUAACAGCCCUCUCAGCAAUAAGCAUCUGAGUUUAUGUGACUUAAGUGGCAUUAGUUUUUUUAUCGUUUGUGAAAGAAGCCAGAGGCAGCAGAUAACAAUGACCCUUCAGUUUCAGGGAAUAAUUUCGCAAUCCCCCAAGGAACCUUGAUUAGAUUUGGGUUUUCUAAGCCUCCUUAGCCACACACUUUCAGACUGAUCUCUUGGAUUACCCUGAAGAAUAACUGAUUUCACUCCCUCUUUACUGUUAAGGUCCAGGGAGUAACAGUUUUGUAGUAGUUGUGAUUAAAGAUGGAUUUUGGUUGGAAAGAAUAUUCUUUUCAAGUUUUAUCACUCAAAAAAAAGGUUCCAGACCAGACUUCUGGCCAUUGCUAAACAAAAGUAGUGUUCUUUUUGAUCAGUGCUAUGUAUGCCUGGAGAAAAAUUCCCAGAAUGAAGGAUAGCUAGAUAGGAAUUUUAUAAACAAGAAAACCAGCCGUCCCACUCCUAGGUAUUUACCAAAAAAAAAUUUUUUUAAAGGUGGCCUCAUCCAUUAUACUUGUUGUUGUUCUUUAAUGCAUUUAAUAAAGGAGCACAUCAUGUAUAACUGUAUUACAAGUUUGAGGGGUUGCAAUUUUUUAUUGUGGAAAAAUAUAAAUAAUAUAAAAUUUAUUAUUUUAUCAUAUUUAAGUGUAUAUCAUCCAUUACUUUUUUUUUCCUUUUAGAAAAAGGAAAAUACAUGUUCCAUAUUGAUGGAGACAGUGGCUUAUAAUGUAAAAUUAUAACAUGCCAGGAAGAAACAAGAUAGUGAAGGAUCCCAAAACUGUUUAAUGAAAUAACCUUGAAGUAAUUUUGUGUUACCUUGAAAAUUCAAAACUAAGUAUAUUUGCCAGUCUUUAUAAUGUUAUGUUUGGGACAAAAAUAGAUAACAUUAUAGAUAAGUGACUACGUUUUCUAAAUAAAUGACAAAAUUUAUGGUUUGACAAGAGAUUUUUUUUUUUUUUUGGUAUGCCUGUGAGUAUAACAGGCAACCUAAGAGAUUUAACUUGGAUGCCAAAAUAUUUGAAUUCCUGGAAUAUUUCCUUGGAUCAAUGUGAUAGCAGGACAGAAUAUUUUUAAGUAGAUCUGUCUUGGAGAAUUUUAAAUGUGCAGUAAUACAUUCUAUUAAAUUAUCACACUGUUGAUGACAGCAUAACUUGCCCUCUCUCUGAUGGAAUACAGUAUAGCAACAGGUACUUAGUCAUUUAUUCACCAAUUAUUUCCUGAGUUGCAAACUGUGUGGUGGACCCUGUUCUCAGACCUGGAUAUCUAACAGUGAGCAAACAGACAAAAUGCUCUGACCUCCCAGAGCUUAGUAACAGAGCUAAUUAUAACCAUUCACUCAGCACUUCCAC
Messenger RNA from Balaenoptera acutorostrata (minke whale), 4161 nucleotides. RefSeq names its product EF-hand calcium binding domain 3 (gene EFCAB3). Gene Ontology annotation, molecular function: calcium ion binding. The transcript is spliced from 10 exons. The coding region runs from base 1165 to 2475 and encodes 436 amino acids. Lineage: Eukaryota; Metazoa; Chordata; Mammalia; Artiodactyla; Balaenopteridae. The record is from RefSeq and is a predicted model, not a curated record.